AUGCGUUUCGGUUAUGCUGUAAAUUUGUUCAAUACAUUGUGUUACAUCUUGACGUUCACCAUGCUCCAACCGAGCUUCUUGCUGCCCUCGCCGUUCGUGUUGUUUCGGGGCUCUCUUCAGAACCGGUUUUCAGCGGUAAGAAUGUAGCUAGUGUUGUAUGAGAUGAGUGGGCUUUAUGUGAAUUGGGAAACUGUAGCAGGAAAUCAGUCCCGUGUUUUUUUUUGUAACAGAAAUGGUUUGAGAUUGAAAUUACGAAUAUAAGACGCAUUUAGGAUAAGAAACUGGCGCUCUAAUCCUCAUAUAAUACACAUUCUUUCUUCAAGAAAUUAGUUCUUAAUUGGCCGAACCUGCUAGGCUAACAAGGGAAGUACCCGAAGUGCGACGCUCAGAUUUUUAUAAAAAUUGGCAUAGAUGGAGAUCAGAAUUUUCUUAUUCGAUUGCGAACAUCCUAGCUCGCGCUUUGCAGAAUCCGCCGAGAAAGAAGGGCCGGAAUAUCGAAAAAAAUCUUCAAAUGCCGACGAAUUUCCCUGCAAAUCCGCUUGAUCUUGGCAUUUCGUCCCAGGAGAAAAAUAUUUUUUUCUCGCAAGAAAUUUUUUCUUGGUAAUGUUCAAGACUAUUUUGUUGCUUUUAUGUGGAAUAUGGUGUUAUUUUCACUUUUUUACACUUGAUUCUAGCGCUAUUAAUUGGAUUGUCGCCAUCCGAGGGGUAAAAUGUUUCGUCCUUUGACGAAUUUAUACAGUUUUUCCUCUGCUGAUGGGCAAACCACUCUAAUAGUUGCUUUAAAGUUGUUUAGGAGACAUGCAAACGUUCUACGGUCGCGUAGGAACGUAAUCAUAAGGUAAGUGUUAAAAACAUUUUAUUUUUUCACUAUUUUUCAGUUUAUGCCAUUUCAGAAAACAAAGUAAAGGUCCCAAGGUGUUCCGUCAGUGUUCCGAUGGUGUACAUUCGCUCUUGUUGUUGUUCAGAAUUUGCUCACUGAAACAUAUUAAAGUUUUUGUAACACUUACUUUAAGAUUAUGUUCAUACACGACCGUAGAACGUUUGCAUGUCUCCUAAACAACUUUAAAGCAACUAUUAGAGUGGUUUGCCCAUCAGCAGAGGAAAAACUGUAUAAAUUCGUCAAAGGACGAAACAUUUUACCCCUCGGAUGGCGACAAUCCAAUUAAUAGCGCUAGAAUCAAGUGUAAAAAAGUGAAAAUAACACCAUAUUCCACAUAAAAGCAACAAAAUAGUCUUGAACAUUACCAAGAAAAAAUUUCUUGCGAGAAAAAAAUAUUUUUCUCCUGGGACGAAAUGCCAAGAUCAAGCGGAUUUGCAGGGAAAUUCGUCGGCAUUUGAAGAUUUUUUUCGAUAUUCCGGCCCUUCUUUCUCGGCGGAUUCUGCAAAGCGCGAGCUAGGAUGUUCGCAAUCGAAUAAGAAAAUUCUGAUCUCCAUCUAUGCCAAUUUUUAUAAAAAUCUGAGCGUCGCACUUCGGGUACUUCCCUUGUAAAUCCAAAAGAGCUUUUCUCGCUGAUCGUUAGCACUGCGCCGUGUACAUUUUUAGCCAAAAAAUUGUUCAUUACUUCGGUGAAAAGACGUUUUUUUUAAAUCUCCUUGAAUUGACAUACGGCCUAUGCGCGACUAGCCCUCAAAUUUAUAGAAAGUAUAGAUUUGAGCUGCGGUUUGUAAGAAAGCCUGAGCAAUUGCAUUUACAGCACAUCAUUAGCCUUUUUACACUACAGUGACGGACCUGAUCCAAUGGCAAAAAACGUACAAUUUUGCAUCCAGAAAGUACCAAAAAUAUGGCAAAAUGCCUCCCUCUCUAACUAAAGAAAACCCUGUUUUGUAGAGCGCGCCCUUUCCCUCACAAAAAGAGGGGCGCGCUUUUGAAAUUAGAAUUUUUUCACUUGGAGAGGGAGGUAUUUAUUUUGCUAAAUUUUUUGAUGCUUCCCGGAUAAAAAAUUGCACGUUUUUUGCACUGAAUCAGGUCGACCACUGCACAUUCCGCUCAAUCAACGUAACUUUUUCUGGUGUUCCAGGUCAGUCUCACAAUCGCAUGGGCCAAUCUGUGUUCCGGGAUUGUGACCACGGUCGUGAUGCGACUUUUGAUGACAAUCCAAAUGCGAAACGUGACGAGGAUAUUGAUCGGAUCGAUGCCUUACGUCUUUCUUCACCUUACUGCCAUAGUACCCGCCUUGACGUACGUCAUUCUCACCACAAAUCCGAUAUCCAGCGAUUUGAAGAGCGAAGAUUUGGUGGUGUUCCAAGGACAAGAAUGGUUGUUGGAUGCUGGAGGGCUUUACUGUGAGUUUUAGAGAAUUUUAAGGGAAAAGAUAAGGCAUUCUUCGGAAGAAAAAUAGGGUUUUCAAAUGUACGCACGAGGUUUUUAACCACUAGAUAUGUGGAUCCUGUCAAAGAAAAAACGAAAUUGUAAGAAUGAGGUCAAAACCUUAAGAUUUGAACUCAAAAAACAUGAAAUAUAACAAUCUAAAAAAGAGAAUUAAGUAGCCGCUAAAAUUUCAGCCUUCCCCGCAACCGAUUACAACCGAAUCUUCUGGAUGCUACAAGCCUUUUCCUUUGCGAUUGUAAUCUUUCUCUUUCUUGUCCUCGCAAUCUUCGAAUUCUGUCGACGCCACAAAAACAGCGCGUUCUACAUCCUCUGCGUGAUCGUGUUCUUCCUCACGCCCUGGACGGUGAUAUCUUGCUCCAUGUACUUCCGAUGGAGGGCUGGCAUGCCGAUUGUGGAGCUGGCUUGGAUGGUGACCUUCAUCUUCCCGUUGAUGGAAGCAAUCGCUAUUAUUCGAUUCAUUAGUUGGCAAUAUUCGUUUUCGUACCUGAGACGGAGAAUCUACACGUUCAGUGGGGCUAACGACAAUAUUAAUGGAAGAAACCGGCCCGGUACAAGUGGUGAUCAAAGACCGGUUAGCCGGGAUACUGUAUGA
Bursaphelenchus xylophilus (pine wood nematode) is the source of this 2921-nucleotide messenger RNA. The record is from the annotation of a GenBank genome assembly. Lineage: Eukaryota; Metazoa; Nematoda; Chromadorea; Rhabditida; Aphelenchoididae.